Messenger RNA from Prosopis cineraria, 609 nucleotides. RefSeq names its product receptor-like protein 35. The record is from RefSeq and is a predicted model, not a curated record. Lineage: Eukaryota; Viridiplantae; Streptophyta; Magnoliopsida; Fabales; Fabaceae. Gene Ontology annotation, molecular function: protein binding. The transcript is spliced from 3 exons. The coding region runs from base 1 to 609 and encodes 202 amino acids.
AUGGCAGACAAGGAAUAUACAGAGUAUGUACAAAAAGGAGAUUUACCAGAUUCUAUCGGUAACCUGACCAACUUGUCCGAAUUAGAUCUUUCAUAUUCUCAAUUUUCUGGACAACUUCUAUGCUCAAUUUCAAAACUCACUAAACUCACUUAUCUGGACUUGUCAAUGAACAACUUUAGAGGUCCAAUUCCUUCGCUCGGUACAGCCAAGAAACUCACGUACUUGGACCUUUCUGAUAAUGUUUUAAGUAGCCAAAUUUCAUUACCUGGUCAAUUUGAAGGACUACAAAAUCUAGUCAGCAUUAAGUUGCACAAUAACUCCAUCAAUGGCAGCAUUCCUUCCUCUCUUUUUAUGCUCCCAUCUUUGCAAAUCAUUGAUCUUUCCAACAAUCAAUUCAAUCAAUUGGGUGGCAUACCUGACAAAUUUUCAACAAUGUGUGCUUUAAGGACACUGGAUCUCCAUGGAAAUCAAUUAGAUGGAUCAAUGCCAAAGUCUCUAGCUAAUUGCAUGAGAUUGAAGGUGCUAGACCUUGGAAACAAUCGUGUUAUAGAUGGCUUUCCAUGUUCAUUGAAGAAAAUAUCCAUGCUUCAUGUCUUGGUCUUGCGAUAA